UGUGUGUGUGUGUGUCAGUCAGAUUGCUAGUGGUGUGUGCUGCCCAUGUUCACCAGAGCAGAGGCUGCCUCAAUGUGGAAAACUUACAGACGUAAAGCUCAUUAAACUCCAUACUGGAAUAUAUCAUAAACAUGGAAUAAAAUCUCAUUUAUCCACGAGAGUCUGGUGAACUGGCCUUCAUCAGGACAGUAAUUUUCAAGGCACCCCUCCACACUGCCAAAAAGUCAAAUGGAUUGAAGGAGGCAGAGGGCUUUGAAGAGAGGAGAUGCCCAACAAACCGCUUAUUUUCCCCUGACUCUUGUGCAGAUUAUUACUUUUACUUUAUUGCAUUUAAAAUACUUUUUUUUUUUUUUUUUAUCUUUUGGUCUGACCCUUCUGAAGAAUAGGCCAGUGAAUCUGUGAAUCUGAACUUUGGGAGCAGAGUAUCAGAGCCUCUGGUCAAGCCUCAGAGAGAGAUAAAGCAACAAGUCUGGGGUGGUCUGGACUGAGUUUGUUGUGCCAGCCCAUCGAAAACACACAUCGGCAGGAGAUGGGGCAGAGGUUACUGAGUGGACUGGGAUUAAGGGAGUACACAGUCUGACUAAUUAGGCAUGAAAGUUAUUUCUUUACUUUAAACAAAUUUUAAUCAUUUGAUACAGAUGUUAUGCUCUGACUCAAAGGCUUUUUAAUUCUCCACUGCUUUGUUAGGAAUCAUGCCUAUGGGUGGAUGAGACAAGAGGUUUUUUAGGGACACUAGCAAAGAUUCCUUGUUAAUCCAGAGUUGAAUUAUACUUAGUAGACAGCAAACAGAGGAUUGUUGAAGUACUUCAGGCUAAAUAGAACAACAUAUCUGUAACUGAGCUGAGCUGAGCUGUUCUAUGUAUGAGGGCAUGAGACCUACUGCUGAGCAGGAAAAGAAAAUCUUACUGCUCUUAAAAGAGUAGUCUGUUAAAAUAAAACACCAACAUUCGGUGCAUGGGCAAGAACAAACCAAGGGCUGGUUGAGAGUUGACGUAAUGCUGUUGGAGCGCUGUAAUAACUCAUUAAUGGAGUCAAACUAACAUGUGUGGGAGGCCAGUCUCAGUGGAAAGCUCAUAAAAUAGACGGGCCUGUAAAUGUGUGCUACUUUGUCAAAAUAUUUAAAAAGCAACGACCAUUACAAAUUCCAUCUCAAACUAACAACAAAAGAACAUUAAGACAGGGCAGUGUAUAAUGAUUAUCUGAGAAUAGUUUAAGAUUGAAAGUAAGUUUUUUAUGCAACUCGGAUGCUUUUUUUGGGGUUUGACGUCGAAUAUUUACAAAUAAGGUUUGUACUUUGUUAAGAGAUUUUUUUUAGUCUGAGAUUGAGAAACUACUUAAAAAGGCUUUUGCAAGAGAUAUUGCAAAUGAAUAGUCAAGAUACUGUCCAGUGUUACUUGCAAAACCAAAAUAGUUCUCCCUUUGACUUAAGGUCCUUGAACGAGAAGUUGCUUUUUUAAAGGAAGGGAAGUGGACUUUCGCCUGGAGGAUUUGGCACAGUACCUAACUUAGUUUUCAAAGCAUAAAAUAAGCAGAAACGUGCAAUUAUUUAUGUAGCCAAGUGCUACCCACUCAUACCACAUGCACCACGUCACUUUCUUCUUUUUGCAAAAACGAAGUUUGCAGAUAUUUUCUUAACAUUUGAUCUCCUCAACAUACAGCAGCGGAUAUUCUCAAACUCGCUGGCGAUGGAAUAUAUGGAUCCAACCCUAAACCACAAAGAUCUCUGCAGCCGGAGUUGGAUUUAUUUCUGAACUUGUGUUUUCAAAACCAAAAACCCAAAACAACUGUGCAACCCAGUUUCUUUGACCACAUACCCAUCUGAGGUUUCCAGGAAUUGGGGACAUGAGUAUUUUCAUCUCACAUCUAUCUCAGUGGGAUCAUUUUGGAUAUGGACAGCAACCAGUGGCGAAAAAUCUUUGUGUUCCUACUUAUGGAAAAUUCUCUCUGAGAAACAUUUCACUCAGCUGCACUUUUUUUAGUUUGACUUUUUUAGAGAAGCCCUGAGCCAUGCAUAAUUUUGCAUGAAUGGUAAUGUGUGGAUAAUUUCCUGUUGAGCUAGGCCAGAUUCUUUCUACUGCAUAGGACACUCAAAAAAAAAAAAACGGAACACCAAGAGUUUUAGUUGGAAUACUGAUACUUGGAGAUUUUGUUGUGCUUUCCUGUGUUAUUUUUAUAAGCUCGGAAAACUCAGCAGUCAUGAACUUGGGCAAACUAUCUGGGCUGAAGGGCCUGGUUUCUCACUCCUCAGGGAGGCGUCGAUUUAAAGGUGAUCUGACUCCAGACAUGAUCAGCCCGCCUCUGGCAGACUUUCGCCACACUAUGCAUGUGGGCCGUGGGGGAGAUGUAUUUGGGGACACCUCCUUCCUCAGCAACCAUGGUGGUGCAGGGAACAGCGGUGAUGGAGACUCCAUCACUGCUUCAGAGAAGAGUGAGGGCUUCUUCUCUCGCACCCUACGGCAUGUCCGAAAGACUCCAGAUCGACCGCAGGGGGGUUCCAGAGACCUUUCUCCUCCACCUCCACCCAUCUCUCCCAUCAUAAAGAAUGCAAUCUCCCUUCCUCGCUUGGAUGUGGACUCACCCAAUGGCUGCCCUGUGAAGGUGCUUUUUCCCAGCACACCCAAGCCACCUGAAGACAGCACUUACUCAUAUGGUGUAGAGUCUGGUUUUGUCACACUGCCCAGGCUGUCGCGCUCAGAGAGGCCUGUGCAGAGUGCAGCUCCUUCAUCCUGCUCUGCUGAGAUACACCGUGGCUCUCUCACAGAUUUGCCAUUCACCCUCACCGUCCCUGACUCACUCAGCCCCUCUGACUCCAUGACCUCCUUUACCGUCGACCUCGGCCCUUCGCUCAUGUCAGAAGUCUUUGCCAUGAUUGAUAGGCCCAGUGUCCAUGUGGAAGCCAAUCACAACUCUGAAGUGGAGCACAAACCUGAGUCCUGGACCAAUGGUGACACUGAAAUGACCCCGGACACCAGGACCUCAUUGGUGGAUUCACUUCUGAGAGAGGAUUCAGAGGGCCGGAGUCGCCUUUACGGAAUAGAGUGGGGGUGUGGGGAUGUGAUGAAUGGGAAAUUCCUGAAACCAAUUAUGGUAGGCGAUCUUGUGCGCUCUUCCACUGCCAAGGAGCAUGGCAUGGAGGCCAAAAGGUUCCAGGAGGCUGCAGAUGUGCUGGCCCGACAUUACGGCAGUGGAACGAACAGGAAAACUGACACGAGCAUCACCCAGAGGAGACAACCUUACGGUUACCCUGAUGAUGAGGAAGAGAUCAAGGUCUAGACUAAAAGACGAACAACCUCAUGCAUUACAUUUCUCUUGUGCCAAAUGUAAAAGAAGUUUAUCAUGAAACUGAAAUUUGAAAAAAAAUAAUAGUAUUAACCAAGAUUCUCUCUAUGAUUGUAAUCUGUUGAAAUAAGAGCAACACAGGACAGGAAGUUGAAAAAAAAUGCAGAUGAAUGAUACUAGGUUCUUAAGAGGUGUGGCUGUGGAAGGCUGUUAUGUGGAUGCUGGAGUAUGUUUUUAGCUUAGACGUGGAUAUGAAGUAUGUACUGAGUGUUUGAUUGUGACAAUCGAUGAACAAAUUGACCUCAUUGCUAUUAGUUUCCUAUGAACAUGAGCAAUAUGAACAUUAAACCAGGAGCAGAGUCCAUACAGCAUGAAUCCAGGCAAAGCAGCUUUCUGCCAUAGAAACGAGGGCAUAGAAAUGUGAAUAACACUUCUCUUUGCCAGUGCAUGAACAGUUACAGCUACAGUAUAAAGGCUAAGCUAUAAGGUCAACAAAAUGAACUGCUUCUGACUGGUACAGUAUAUAUAAUAUUUAUACCAGCACUCCCAUUUGUAUGUUCCAGAGGUUUACUACACAUAAUUCUCCAUAUAGACUCUGUGGCUCUAAUUGCCCAUGUUAUACAUAAGCCUUAUUACAGACAUAUUUUAUGUGGGAAACAGCUGUCAUAUUAUUAUGAAAUGCAUAAAAGUACUCAUAUGCAUUUCAGUUUAAUACACUAGGCUGUGAUAUAUGAAAAUAUUGACAAGCCAAAAAUGCAUUUUAAUAGUACUGCAAUCUUUCAGUUCAUUAUUUAGUUUAUUAAGCAAUAAAUAUUUAUGCAUUCACAAAUAUCCUAGGAAUAAAUAAAAAAAAACACUCUUGGCAAGUUUUCUGAUGAUAAAAACUUUAUACAAUAUUUUGUGUGACACACUAAAGCUGUAGAUUAUAACAGCUAAUAUGACAAUAAUUUGUAUGAAUUCGUUUUUAAAAAAUAUUUUGACAGAGGAGUUGACUUCUCAAUCAUGUGAUCUAUAUUGUAUAUAUACGAAUGUGUUCCUUCACACAGGAAAUCUGCACAUUACUAAUGUACCCUUAUAACAAUACAAAUAAUAUAUCUAAUAAAAAAAACAAGGAGAACAUAAAACAAAAGUUACAUCACUAUUUACAUGUGUGAUUAUAAUUGUUUUGCUGCUGUACUACAGAUAAAAAUCCCAGCUUGCUGAGGAAAUUGUAACUACAUACGUCACUACUGUUAGCACACAAAGCUGAAACCAAAGGAAGUGAGAUUUCUCUUUGUGUUAUAUUUGUACCUACAGGAACCUAUUGGGGAAGGUUUCACAUAAGCUACAGAAAAUGUGACAGUGCAAAUAAUAAGAGGAGCAAAUUUAAAGACAAGAAAGCAUGAUAUGUACACCACAUCAUCAACUUAAUUUUCCAAACCAUAGAUGAUAGUAAAUCAGUGUGAAGGCGAAUGCAAGUUGGGCUCACUGGGCUGAGGAUGAGAGCUGCUUGGGCAGGGACUGGGGUGGAAGUGGAGGGGGCACAUUGGGUCUUUUGCCCACAGCCUUUCUCUGAGGACCUCCUUCAGGUGGAGGAGCAGAAGGAACAGGAGGCGCUGAAGGAGCUGGAGGAGCUUGGGAUUUGGCUGCAGGCUGCGUCUGUGCCUCAGAGAUUGCAGGCAUGGCCAGUGGAAAACUUCUUGGCAGAACUCCGACCUCGCUUAUGGGAACAACUGGGGUUUUGGGUUUGCCAUAGCUUACAACAGAGUCUUUAUUAAAUGACCUGCUCUGAACAAACGACCUUCUUGCUGUAAGACAUAAAGUAACAGAUUGAUAUAGGAUGAGUAUUUUGAAAAAUCUGUGCAUGCCAUUGAGGCUUAAUGCAGAGGGUUUAUUUUAAUGAAAAACACCAUACGUUUAAAAGGAGUGCUGAUCUUCAGUGUGGCCUCGGGAGCAUGGUGAGUCUGCUCUAAGCCGUCCUCUGGAAAGCUGUUUGCCUUCAGCUGGGUUGCAUUCUGAGUCUGAGGUUGAGACUUUGCUUGAAGCAGAGACCGAGGUUGUGGUUGAGGAUAAGGCUUGGGCUGAUCCUCACCAGGAGCCGCAUUUGAACUAGAAGCCUGAGCAGGCAGCUGGCUGGCUGGAGCAGGAUUGCUAUUCUCCCACAUUGUUGCACCACGAUUCAUUGGACCAGUCCUAAUAUUUAUUGCUGCACUGUAGUUUUCGGAUGAAGAUGGACUGGGUGGGAGAGAAAAGGAGAAUAUAUACCAAUUUAAAAUACUUAAGCAUGUAUUGUAUCUCAAACACUAUAGGUAUAAAUAUAUCAAUCUAGAUGAAAGAUUUAUACACGAAUGAAGAGAAACCUGAGCUACCUGAAACAUUAGUUAUUCCUUUGAAGAGUACAUUAUAUUGAACAAGAGCAAGAUUUAAACAUUACCUGUCAGUUUUUGAGGCAGAGGCAGUUGGAGAGGGAGGAGAGACCGUGUCUAAUGGGGACUUCUGAGGUAAAGGUGGAGACAGUGCUGGGAGUUCUGGAAUCUCAAAAUCAACAUCUGGAAAACAGUAUAGUGUGUUAAGCUGACAAGGGACACUGAUGCAGAAAUCUUAUAUGGGUAAAAAUUUUUCCCAACCAUGCGGGUCUGAAGUACCUUCAGGGAACAGGCUCUUGGAGUGUUGUAUGAGUGGUUCUAUCACUGUCACGACCUGGACUGAAGAGGCAGAAGCCAUGUCUAACAGAGAAGUCUCUCUGCAAAAUAGUACAGAAAGUCAACAGAGAUAAGAAAAUUAUUUGUGCAUACAAAAUAAAGAGUUAAUAAAAGACUGAAAUGAUAAGAUGAGGUAUCAAAGUGUGUUUGUGUCUCUUUGUUAUACUAACCCCUCAAUACGAGGCCACAGUAGGUUAGGUCCAAGCACUAUGGCAAUAUUACUAGGAGUCAUCCUGUUAACCGCAUGGUGUUCUGACAAACAUGCUAGAAACUGGAUAAGGUAUCUGAGACAGGAAGAGGUUUUGAAUGUUAGUCUUAAAUAUUGGAUGGCAUUCAACAAAUAAAGUAUUCAUCAGAACGUACCGAAGAUUGUUGUAGUUUUCUGGUGGGAGUUUUUUCAGUACAGCUCGA
This is a messenger RNA of Ictalurus furcatus (blue catfish), 6371 nucleotides long. It is a transcript of the gene cdc42ep1a, whose product is annotated as CDC42 effector protein (Rho GTPase binding) 1a. The coding region runs from base 2197 to 3273 and encodes 358 amino acids. NCBI's taxonomy places the organism in Eukaryota, Metazoa, Chordata, Actinopteri, Siluriformes, Ictaluridae. The transcript has 3 exons. The record is from RefSeq and is a predicted model, not a curated record.